GUUCAUUUCACGGACCGUGGGAUAAACAGCUGCUGCUCCCCGUGUGUUCUUGUCGACGACUUUCUGUCAGCGAAGCUGUAGUCUGGACGGUUUGUGCUCAGUGUGCCGCUCUGCUGUCCGCUGCGCUCCACCUGAAACUUUACAUCUUCGAAAGAGGAGUUUAAUCCGCGAGAGAGCGACGCCAUGGACCCCGCCAGCCAAGAUAUCAACCUGAACUCUCCUAACAAAGCUCUCGGCGUGGAUCGCACAGACAGCCUGUCCGACAUGCCCGUGGAGGGCGCUAUGGGGAACCCGGCCAACCCUCCUCCGCCUGGCCUGACGGAGGAGGAGGCGGAGGAGCUCCGCACCGAGCUCACCAAGGUGGAGGAGGAGAUCAACACCCUGCGGCAGGUUUUGUGCGCAAAAGAGAGACACGCCGCAGAGCUGAAGAGGAAACUCGGCCUCAACCCGCUUAACGAACUCAGGCAGAACCUCACGAGGAGCUGGCAGGACGUGCAGACCUCCAACGCCUACGUGAGAACGGCUGAGACGCUGGGCGAGUGGAACGAGCGGGUGACCCGUUCAGAUCUAUAUCUGUCUGCCUCGGCCACUUUGGAUGACAUUACCCACUCUGAAGCGUACAAGAAGACUCAGGAGACGCUUUCCCAGGCCGGACAGAAGACAACCGCGGCUCUGAGUACAAUGAGCACGGCCCUCAGCAAGAAGAUCGGCGACAUGAGAGCUCUGCCGUUCUCUAACUCCUUUAGUAGCAACUAUUCCAUUCGCCACUCGAUAAGUAUGCCCGCCAUGAGAAACUCCUCAACCUUCAAGUCCUUUGAGGAUAAAAUGGGGAACCUGAAGUAUAAGGUCGUCGGUCAGAGAGGAAAUGGAGACGCCGUCAGCUCCCCCACCGACACCACCCCCACUCAGGAGAACCCGUCUUUCUGAACACUCGCUCCCUCCUCCACCACCUCCUCGCCGCCACCUUCUUCACGACCUUAGACUGUACUGUUACCACCUCGUCACAGAGCCACACCUCCACCUCCACCUCAGCAGCUCUCUCUGUAGCUGGUGGCAGGCACAGAGUGCACAGCCCCGCCCCCGAGCCCCGCCUCUCUGUUUCAAACCCGUCAGUGUUUCAGAAACCACCCGGCUAAACACGAGGCGCUAAAAGAUGUCACCUUCUGAAACUUGACAGCUUUUAUUUUGGAGGGAAACCCCACCCCCACAGUGUUCAUACUCAUCCAAAAAACGAACACGCAAACCUCCUGCGGGUGUAGCUUUGGAGGCGGGGCUUCUGCAGGUGGAGGAGGAUUAUAUGGGCCUCUGUGGGUGAGCGUGCUCUCUUCUUUCUCUGCAUUCACACUGUGAGCACACGCUGCACAGCGCCCCCCGCCGCUCUCUCUGUGUAAACGCAGGCAGGUGUACAGGUUAGCGCUUCGAAGGAGGAUGGGUGGGGUCAGGACCCGGGAAACCCCGCCCUCCUCGGCCUUCUCCACGUACACGCACAUCCCACCUGAAACCCCCGCUGUGUAAAAAAGCCCUUCAGCCAUUUUGUAUUCUCUGAACUCUUUUACAGCUUUGCAGACGUUUUUACGUAACUUUUAUCGGCGCGUACCAACACAGAUAACCAAACUGUCUCCGGUUCACAGGCGUGUCGCUGAAAACGCAGCUUCCUUUUUGUGAAACUGGCGUCGCCGUCGGUGCACAGCCGACGCCUCGCCGCGAACGCUACCUGCUGAAUGUCACCGCUUCUCAGUCGGCCUUACUCGCGUUAAAAGCUUCGCCCGCUCUCUGAUCCAGCCGCGGGACACGCCCACCCCUCGCCCUUUGGUUUUUCUUCUUCUUCUCUGGGUUUGGUGAAGGACGGGACGCCCGGGUGUUUGUGGUGGACUCAAACGGGGCGUGUCUGGUGUGCCGCUUCUCUUCGUUCGGGCCUGCAGAGUAACUUCCUGUACAGAAACGCCCACGCCAAACAACAGAACAACUGACUUUUUCAGAUUUUUUCAUUAUUUGUAAAACGCCAUGAUUUUAAAGCACCGUGCCAAUCUUUGUGCGCUUUGCCAACAUCACUCCUGCCCGCUACGGGAAGUGCUGACAAGCUCGUUAAUAAGACAUCCUGCUUCUGUGGCGUCCAACUGCUCUGUUGAGGAGUUUAGGCGGGUCGGCGUGCCGCCACGUGUGAGUACACCUGAGAGGGAGACCUGUCAUCAGUCUUGUGGCUAACGACCGCGGGUCUCCGCUGUGGCUGUUUCUGAACGAGCUGCCCGCGGCUGUCCUGCCUUCUGUGUGCGUCCUUAUUCUUUGUGUUGAUCAUUUUGGUAGACGAUGAAGAUGAUUUGUUAGCUGCUUCCUGAUUUUCUUUCCUUUGCUUUUCUGAGGUGGUUUCUUCUUUGUACAAUGUCAUCAGUUGCCAAUCCUGACAUAUCUGUUACAGACUCUUUCUUUGUGUCUCUGGAUCUCCUCGAGUGUCUCUGCGCUUUGCCAAGACUAAACAAACUCCUGCACACUACAAGAAAUACUCCUGAAGUCAUUUAUUUAAUAAAAGAAUCACAUUUUUCUUAUGCACGGGGGAAAUGAGGAUCGUCAGUGUGAGAAAAAUGCGAUUUUGAAACUAAAUGAAUUUUCCUCCUUGAAAGCUGCACAUGAGCAGUUUGUUUUGGAGAGUAGAUGAUGGAUGGAGUGAGUGACUUCUUAGUUUUGGGACGUGCAACACACCACGAGCAUGCUCACUGAGGACUUUCAGCUUUAUUCGGGUCCGGGGCCUCUCAUGUAGAUCGUUAAAGGGAUCAGAUUUGGAAGCUUAUGAUGAAUUAAUUAAAAACAUUUUGGUUUAUUGUAAAUGUUUGGAUAUCAAUAAAGCAUUCCUUUAAAUGAAA
Messenger RNA from Pelmatolapia mariae (spotted tilapia), 2858 nucleotides. It is a transcript of the gene tpd52l2b, whose product is annotated as tpd52 like 2b. Bases 184 to 927 code for a protein of 247 amino acids. The transcript has 10 exons. Lineage: Eukaryota; Metazoa; Chordata; Actinopteri; Cichliformes; Cichlidae. The record is from RefSeq and is a predicted model, not a curated record. Gene Ontology annotation, cellular component: cytoplasm.